AAACAUAUGAAGCAUUUCUUACCGCUCGGGCAGACGGAGCAAACUUCCCUAAAGAGUUAAAUCCGUUUGUCUCUGGGGGCGACUAGCGUCAGACCGAUCAACGGUUCCCCGUUCACUGUUUAAGGUGCGGUGCGGGGGAGCCAGAACACACACGGGACCGAGCGGCAGCCCGCACAUCGGACGACUAACCAGCCGGACACGCGCUGGACGCGGGGGAUGCGGCGGUAAUUCAGCGCGAGCCCCGAAACUGUUCACUAAACUUGUGAGCGUGUGGCGCUCCCUUGGCUGGAGUGAGUCAAAGGAGCUUCAGAAACAAAGCUACCGGCUGGAGCAAGAUCAAGAAGAAGAAAUGUGGAGGCACAUCCGGGCAGAUGGAGAACUUCAUUCUAUAUGAGGAGCUUGGGGGAGGCAAUAGCUCUGUUGUUUACAAAGGAAGACGGAAGGGCAGUCUCAACUAUGUAGCCAUCAUCUGCACUGACAAAGACAAGAGACCAGAAAUCACAAACCAUGUACGUCUGAGCCAUGAUCUGAACCAUCAAAACAUAGUGCGCUUUUAUGAGUGGUAUGAAACAGUCAACCACCUGUGGUUGGUAGUGGAACUCUGUACAGGUGGGUCCCUGGAGUCUGUGAUUAGUCUGGAUGGAUGCCUGUCAGAAGAUGUGGUGAGGAGGUUCGGAUGGGACUUGGUCAAAGGACUGAAACACAUACAUGAAUUAGGCAUCGUCUUCUCUGACUUGACCCCUGCUAAGAUCUUUCUGGAUGGCAACGGAAUCCUGAAAUUUGGUAACUUCUGUCUCUCUAAGGCCGAGGGAGAGACAUUAGAGAGUUUCUUUAACUUGCUCUAUACGUCUGAGGAUGCAGGGGAAGAAGAUGGCAAGGAGAAGUUUGAUAACAUGAGAAAAAGAUUGCAAGGUUCUCCAACUUACAGGGCCCCGGAGGUUUUGCAAGGGUCAGAAACCAGUAUGCGCUCUGAUUUCUGGGCUUUGGGGUGUGUACUUCACUACAUGUUCUCUGGUAAACCUCCGUUCCAUUCUGAUAACUACAGCGAACUAACAGAAAUGAUUUUACACCAGGAACCAACACCUCCCAGACAAGCAGCUAGCCCUUCAAGUGAGGACUUCCAGAAUCUGCUGAGAGGCUUGCUCCACAAAAACCCCAAUAAGAGAAUGGACUGGCCUGACCUGCUGAACCACUGUUUCUGGACUCAGAUACUGAAUGAGGAAGAAGAUCUGAAUAAAAGGCAAUUGGAAGAGGAGAUUGAAGAAAAAAACAAUUUUUUAAAGGAAGUUGGAUCAGCUAGCUUAAGACACACAAGGAUGUCUCAGUCAUUCCCUCUAGGACAGGAAGAUACGCUUGCAAAAAGCAAGAAACUAACCUCGGCACAGGCAGUGACGGGAAAGAGCCAACAAGCUGUGAGACACACCGCCCGUGGAGCCUUAAGGAACAGUCAGAGCUUGGACAGUGAUUCUGGAGGAGAGGGAGAAGCAAACAUAGAUGACCCUAAGCUAAUUGUGAUGAAGAACCUGUGCCACACAGCGCAUUCCAGUAUCACUUUAGAUAAUGUGUCAGAGCUCAAACCCAAAUCUGGUGUAAAUGAAGACAACACUGAGGGCAUCUUUCUGCUCAGCUCUCAUGCCAAUUCUAGAAGACACUGCAGUAUUUCAGAGACUCCAGGCCAGAACACCCUUCUACAGGCCAGUUGUGGCUCUGACAUCACAUCAUGUGUAAAAGAUCUUCUUUACACUGACUCUGAUCUGACUGUGACUCCUGUACUAGACAACCCUAAGAUUCUAAAGACUCCUCCUGUGCGAUUUGAUUCAAAAACUCUUUGUGUACCAGCCUAUUCAGUUGAGAAGUUGCAUUCCUUCAGUGCUGAACAGUGGAGCGUCUUCAUUUCACAGCUCUGUUCACUCCUUGAAGACCAUAAUUCCUCCACUCCUCCUCGUCCCACUGCCUCUCGCACUAGACUCAACCUGCACUGUUACCUCUGCUGUGUCGUUGGACAUAAAGUUAUUGCAAACAGACUGAUUAACUCACCUUUGCUUCCAGUAUUGACCCGGCAGUUACAGCAAGCUUCUAACUGGGAUGUGCGGUGUAAGGUUCUUAGAGUGAUUGGUCUUCUGGCACUGCACUGUACCGAACUAAGAGAGGAUAGUUCAGUUUCAGAGGCUGUGUCCACAUUGACAGACCUGUUGAGGGACAAUCUGAGGAAUAAUAAACUAAAGCAGUUUCUGCUGCCACCACUUGGGGAGUUCCUCUACCUCAUUGCCUCUCAGGAAGAGAAAAGAGGCUCCCCAGAGGGACUGUGGUUCGUUCCCGCUGCCGCCUACACUGGCUUAAUGAGGAGCCUGCGGGAAGGGGAUGAUUUUGUAGUUCAUCACAUGGCUGCAAAAAUCAUUGAGAACAUCUCUGCCACGGAUUCUGACUCCUCUCGCCAGUUGGGCACGACAGAGAUAGGCGCCGCUUUGUGGUAUCUGUUCACUCAUUCCACUGUGGAAGCUGUCAGAGUCACUGCCAUUUCUUCUCUUUCUAGGCUAACCCGGGUGGUCCCAGCAGUCUUUCUGGCAGUGAUUGACACCUGUAGCCCAGCAGCCAUAUUGGAUGGUCUGGGUGGAGCAGGGGCCAGGGUGCAACAGCACCUGCUCACUGCUAUGGCCGCUGCCUUAAUCACCUCACGUGUCCACAUACACCGAGUUACUCAGAGCACGGAUUUGGUGUUGAAGGUGAUGCGUUGUCUCGAGAGUCCAUCCACAGUAACUAGAGCCAAAGCGUUUCUGCUGCUCGUCUUGCUGAUACAAGACAACACACACACACUGCUUUACUGCUGUCAACACAGACUUGUAAUGUACCUUGAGAGAGACCUACGCAAAGCCACGCCUAUCAGAGAGAAUCCUACCCAAUCAGGAUACCUGUCUCAAUGUCUGGAAUUAAUGGUUGUACAUUUGUGUAGCACAGCACCAUGUAUACUAGAGAAGGUCCUAUGUGCAUUACAAGAUGUCAUCGGGAGGAGACACCCAUCGACAGCUCAGAGCAGACAGCUAAAGCACACUUUGCCUACAAUGUCUGUACUGAUGGAACUUCUUUCCUCACAGGUCUUUAGGUCUCAUAUUGUAUCUGAUGAGUUUCUAGCUCAACUCGGCUUGCUCCUUAAUUGCAUCAAUUCUAUAGAGUCCAAUGAAACAAAUCUUGCCAGUUCUUUAGGCGCAGCAGUUUGUGAGGAGUUUAUAAGAGCAACUUUGUCCGUUGUAGAGGUUCUGAGUCAGCACCAUGCACUCAUCGCUCCACAUCAUAGCACUGUUGUAAUUGCUCUCCUGCCUCCUCUGACAACCCUGGUUUUCAGCAUAAAUGUGGAGUGGUCUGUGUUUGUUUUGAGGGUGCUGACUGAACUCAGUCUUAUCCUGCUGAUCCAGGAUGGUGAUGCUCAUGAGGAUGAGGAAAAAAUGGAAAGAGGAAGAGAAACUGAAGGAAGGAAUGAAGAAAACUCUUUAAAUUCAGUCUUGGCUCUCAUCUCUAAAUCUUUGCUUCCAAGGUAUGAGUCUCUUCUUCAGGCAGCAGCACCUAUCCCACUCUAUGCACUCAAACUGCUGGUGUCAAUGACUGAGCACAGCACACGAACCUGCAGGUUGAUCAAACACAGCGGGAUCUUACUGACAGUUUUUCAGCUGAUUAUGGCCAGUGGUAAUAACGUCACAAGUGGGAUUGUCCAGAAUGCAGUUGCCUUGUUGUGUAACCUUAGUGGAGACACAGUUUUAGACCUGGAACCACUACACCACCAAGGGCUAAUAAAGGUGGUGGUCAGCACACUAUCUGAAGCUGCACUGGUCUACGUAGAUGGAAAGGCGCAUGCUGGAAAGAAGAGCAGCCAUCUUGUCCUACCAGCUCUUCUGGAACUGCUUCACAACAUCCUCAAACAAACAUCAACUGUGGUUCGCUCUGCACUUCAGACCCAGAGGCUAUCUUGUCCAGCAGUGGAGACGGAGGCAGCAGAGAAGCUGCUCCUAGCCAAUAGACCCCUGAGCCAACUCAGCACACACCUCAUUCAGAUGCUGUCUACUGAAAACCACGAGAUUUGGGAGGAGUCUCUUCAGUGCCUGUCCUUACUGGUUCAGCUGUACGGUGGAGAGGCUCACGACUGCCUCUCACCUUCCUGCUUGCAAAGCUUUUCAAACGUGCUACACACACACAUGCACAGUGAGGCCUCCCGAGUACAGCGCACGACACUUAGGAUCAUCAAACGGCUGGUGCAGACCACAGGCCAGUCUGAUGGGUUCGAGUGUCCUGAAGGGGAGAUGCUAGUGAGUCUACUUCAGGAUAUAACCACGUCCAACAGAUGCCAUGAUGAUGUGGUCUCACUAGCUGCUGAAAUUCUCCAGGAGAACUCUGGAUCCAAGCAUUUAUGAUUUUUAGUGCACCCUUCAAAUAAACAUGGUCCAAACCUUUUUUACAGCCAGAACCUAUUUUGAUUGAUAGUGAUAGAUAGAUUGAUGUGUAGGUAACUCCUUAUUGAUUGCUCUAAAGCUAGAGAUUAUUUAAACGUUUUGCCUAAAAUAUUCUUAACAUGCUUCUUAAUAAAGUUUGUUAAUAGAG
Molecule: messenger RNA, 4587 nt
Organism: Betta splendens (Siamese fighting fish)
Lineage: Eukaryota; Metazoa; Chordata; Actinopteri; Anabantiformes; Osphronemidae
Gene: ulk4
Product: unc-51 like kinase 4
Exons: 37
Coding region: 372-4400 (1342 amino acids)
Biological process (GO): protein phosphorylation
Molecular function (GO): protein kinase activity; ATP binding
Source: RefSeq, a predicted model, not a curated record